Molecule: messenger RNA, 806 nt
Organism: Eruca vesicaria subsp. sativa (arugula)
Lineage: Eukaryota; Viridiplantae; Streptophyta; Magnoliopsida; Brassicales; Brassicaceae
Source: the annotation of a GenBank genome assembly
AUUUAGUUCAUAUUGUAGAGUAAUAAUAUCUAAAAUUAACAUUUGUAUACGUCUGUCUGUAACAAGUCUAUUACAUAGUUUAAAGUAGUAAAGUUGAAGUGAAAGUAGUCUCGUGUUUUGCUUCAUAGUUCAUACGAGUCAUGGAGAGUAAGAAGCACCACCGCAAGCUCCUUCAGCUCAUAACAACCGUUCAAAACGCGACGUCAUCUCUACCGCCAUCAUCAUCUACGCCACCGUCACGGCCGCCUUGGUCACUUGACUCCUCCAUGGCUCUCACUAUCUUCGUCCUCUUGAUUGCUCUCUUCUUCAUGACUUUCUUCUCCGUCUUCAUCCGUCACUUUGCAGAAGAUGAAUCAACGGCUGAUAUUUCUUUUUCCAGACCAUCUAGAAGAACAUCAUCUUCCACGAUGUCGCCACGUCGGCGUUUUAAUCUCCGGAGUGGACUCCAUUCUCAGGCCGUACGAUCACUGCCGGUGUACCGAUACACGAAAUCAGCGAAGCAGUGGAUCGAGGAUUGCGUCAUCUGCUUGAGUGAAUUCGAAGAAGGGGAAACCGUUAAAGUGAUACCACACUGUGGUCACGUUUUCCACGUGGACUGUGUGGACACGUGGCUUAGCUCACACGUCACUUGCCCUUUCUGCCGCAGCAGCCAGGUGUUGCAGGAUCAGGAGUCGGCAGAGAGCAGCUGUAGAUCAACGGCGGUGGAUGAUGACACGUGUACUGGUAUGGGCUCUUGUGUUAGGAGGUGUAGUAGCUGUUCGAGUGUGGGGCAGAGGACCAGAGUAGAACGAUCGUUGAGUCUUUAA